Molecule: messenger RNA, 345 nt
Organism: Parnassius apollo (apollo)
Lineage: Eukaryota; Metazoa; Arthropoda; Insecta; Lepidoptera; Papilionidae
Source: the annotation of a GenBank genome assembly
AUGGAAGCGGUGCUAUACUUCAACAAGAGUGUGCAAGAUGCAGCUUGGUCAUCGACCCCACCACUACCAUCUAGAAACCUGGAUACCCACUUACCGAAACACAUAUUCGAUAAAAUAAUCAAAAAAAGGAGGAUACGGAAACGCUGGCAAACAACCAGAGAUCCUGUGGCGAAAAAACCACUCAAUCACGCCAACAGACAGCUAAAACACAUCCUAGAGAAAGAUCGUAAUGACGCAUUUCAUAAUUACCUCACCGGCCUGGAUACUACUGCUUCCUCGGACUACUCUUUAUGGAAAGUCACAAGAAGACUAAAACGGCCUAUCAACGUCUCUCUUCCUAAAUAA